UGACAAACAUUGACCCAUGAAUCCAUUAUUAGGGUUUUAGGCAAAAAUCUCAAUACUUUCAGAUAUGACAUAAAAUUUUGAAAUUUAGGGUUUUGAAAUUAGGGCUUUUUUGAAAUUUGGGUUUUGAAACUGGGCAACUGCCCAAGAUCAUGGAAACCAAAAGACCAUUGCAAAGAUUAGGUAAAGUUCAAAUCUUGAAGCUUUUGGUGUUAAUCAUAAGCCUUGUGGUAGUUAUUAUUCUCAUAAUAAUAUCUCAGUUGAUCACUUUUCCUUACACUUUGAGUGUACCACCUGUCACCAAGGGUAUUUUCGUCAACGAAGCGCCUGUUUAUAACAACAGUAACGAGUCCGGUCCGGUUUUCAGAACACUGUCUGGUGCUGGUACACACAAGAUAGAAGUGGUACAUGUAAACGGGUCGAACGAAGAAGAAGGGUGCAAAGGGUAUGGUUGUAAUAAUGGAUCUUUGCUCUCACAAAGUGAAAUGAAGCAAAAUGAUUCGGGUCAAAGUGGUCAAACUGUUGUGGUUGCUUUAGAACCAACGCGGCUUUCUUACAUGGUUUCGGUUCUUGAAUCCACGGUUGCUGCUCGUUUCAGUAAAAAUAAGGCGUUAUCUGCUCGUGACCGGGAACUUAAACAUGCACGGAUGAAGAUCGAGAAUGAGCCCGUGUUAGAGAGCAUUGAAGGACUUCAUCCUUCUCUUUAUCACAAUCUUUCUCGGUUUUUAAGGAGUUACGAAUCGAUGGAAAAAACGUUAAAAGUGUACAUAUACAAGGAAGGGAAAAAGCCGAUUUUUCAUGAUCCGAAACUAAGGGGUAUCUAUGCUUCCGAAGGAUGGUUCAUGAAACUGAUGGAGAAAAAUCGAAACUUUGUCGUAAAGGAUCCCAGAAAGGCGCACUUGUUUUAUCUACCGUUUAGUUCACUUAAACUAAGAAACACGUCCCAGGAGCGAACUCCUACGUCCCGCAAAGAUUUAGAACAACGUUUAAAGCAUUACGCAAGUUUAAUCGCUGGAAAAUAUCCUUUUUGGAACAGAACUAACGGAGCUGAUCAUUUUCUUGUUGCUUGUCACGAUUGGGCGAUGGAGUUAACGAAAGAUCAUAUGGGAAAUUGCAUUCGAUCUCUUUGCAACUCGAAUCUUGGUAGGGGGUUCAAAAUUGGCAAAGACACGACUCUUCCCGCUACAUAUAUCCGUAGUGCGGAAAACCCGGUUCAAGAUCUCGGUGGAAACCCGGUUUCAGAAAGACCGAUACUUGCAUUUUUUGCAGGCGGGAUGCACGGAAACUUAAGACCGAUUUUACUUCAAACUUGGCAAGAUAAUAAAGAGCCUGAUAUUAUAAUACUCGGGCCAAUGGCCCGUGAUAUUGAAAGUAAAGCUAAAUACCGUAUGUACAUGAAGAGUAGUAAAUACUGUAUUUGUGCACGCGGGCAUGAAGUGUACAGCCCGAGAAUUGUGGAAUCGAUAUACUACGAAUGUGUCCCCGUGAUCAUAUCUGAUAAUUAUGUCCCGCCUUUUUUCGAGGUUUUGAAUUGGGAGGCGUUUUCGGUGUUUGUUUUGGAGAAAGAAGUGGUGAAUCUGGGUCGUAUUCUUAGAGCGAUACCGGAGAAGAAGUAUAUAGAAAUGCAGAAGAGAGUGAAGAUGGUGCAGCAGCAUUUUAUUUGGCAUAAGAUGCCUGUAAAAUUUGAUUUGUUUCAUAUGAUUCUUCACUCAGUUUGGAACACUAGAGUUGUUUUUAUGUAAUGCUUGUAGAUUUUAUGUUUGGCAAAACUUGAAACUGUGUAUACGUAUAUUCUCUUUCUCGAUUGGGUCCGGGUAUUGGCCAAGAAAACCAUACCUGAUGUACCCGGGUUCGGGUUUUCUAUACCUGGGUAUAAAAAUAGCCAGAUUUUCGGGUAUCAGAAAAACCCGGUGAAAACCCGGUUUGGGUAUUGGAUAACCUGGUUUGGGUAUUGGUAAUACAUGGUUUUGAA
This is a messenger RNA of Helianthus annuus (common sunflower), 1969 nucleotides long. Its product is annotated as probable glycosyltransferase At5g03795. Bases 150 to 1739 code for a protein of 529 amino acids. Gene Ontology annotation, molecular function: glycosyltransferase activity. The transcript is spliced from 4 exons. The record is from RefSeq and is a predicted model, not a curated record. NCBI's taxonomy places the organism in Eukaryota, Viridiplantae, Streptophyta, Magnoliopsida, Asterales, Asteraceae.